UCUGGAAAAUAAUUCACGUGCGCCACUGCCGACUGUAUAACAUCCCUUCCCUUCCCUUCAAACUCUUCCAUCCUUUUUGAAUUUAAAGAGCAAUCUUCUUGCAUUAGUUGAAUCUCUCAGAUAAUUUGUGGUUUCAUUGGCAAGAUGUGGAAGACAUUUCUAAUAUUUGCUUUGUACUUCAUUAUAAAUAUUCAUGGAUUGGAAGAUGCUAAAAGCAACCAAAUCACCAUUCCUAUAAUGAGAAAAAAAACUCCCAGGGAGCAAUUGUUCAUUGCUCCAAAUUUAAAGCUGUAUGGUAUUGAUUUUGGAUGGCUCCAUAAACCACCUCACAACCACACUUCUACAAAUGACUCGAUAGCAUUGUUCCGGUAUUUGGAUUCCGAGUUUUAUGGAAAAGUUCAAAUUGGACAAAAGGCGCAAACGUUCAAUAUGGUUUUUGAUACUGCUUGGCGCACAUCAUGGGUAAUCUCAAACGAUUGUCCCUUCACCACUGUGGGAUGCCUUGGCCACAACAAAUACGACCAUACCACCUCGUUCACUUACCGACCAAACGGAACCAAUUUCUUAGCGAAUGAGGGACCGUAUAAUUUAACGGGCUACUAUUCAAAUGACACUUUUUUGAUUGGACACACGCGUAUAAAUGGCCAACUUUUCGUGGAGAUGACAUCCGUCCCUGCCGACUACGCCCUAUACAAAUCGGACGGAGUAAUGGGUUUAGGAUUUAAAGUGGACAGCUACGAUCCAUUUUUUUACAGCAUGCUAAAGAAUAAGAGUAUCGAAAAACCAUUGUUUUCUGUUUAUCUUAAUCGUGACCGACAAUCAAAUAGGGGUGGUAACUUAAUGCUAGGAUUUAUAGACAAGAAGCAUAUUCACCAAAAGCAGGUACCCGGUCAAAAUCACUCGAUUCCGGAACAAAUCACUUAUCUGCCCGUUGACCCUUCGAAUGGCUAUUGGCAAUUUAAAAUGGACAGGAUUGUGGUAAACAAAACAAACAAGAAUGAAACUUACCCAUAUUGCGUUGGUGGAUGCGAUGCGAUUGUGGAUACAACAACAAGCAUAAUAAUUGGACCUAUGAACGACAUAAGGGCCAUUCAUAAACUAAUAGGAGCUACAUCUGCAAUCCUAGGGCGUAGUCGUGUUAAGUGCGAUACUGUCAAUAAGCUACCUCCAAUCGAUUUUAUGUUGGCAGGGAAAAAUUUCACACUCAAAGGUCCUCAAUAUGUCCAGAAGAUGUCCAUGGGCCCGAUUCAAUUUUGCGUGUCUGCUUUUAUGGGAUCUGCUGAUCCAAACGAGCAGAAAAUGUGGGUUUUAGGAGCAUCGUUCUUAUCCCACUUCUAUAGCAUUUACGACGUUGCUAAUAAACGGAUUGGAUUUGUUCUUGCGGCAUAAUACUUUUUGUAUUAAUGAUUCGAUAUUUUUUUUCGUUUUCACAUAUCUUGAUAUAUAGGAUGCAUUUAG
Molecule: messenger RNA, 1458 nt
Organism: Photinus pyralis (common eastern firefly)
Lineage: Eukaryota; Metazoa; Arthropoda; Insecta; Coleoptera; Lampyridae
Product: lysosomal aspartic protease-like
Exons: 8
Coding region: 145-1389 (414 amino acids)
Biological process (GO): cell death; proteolysis
Cellular component (GO): lysosome
Molecular function (GO): aspartic-type endopeptidase activity
Source: RefSeq, a predicted model, not a curated record